CUCUCCGCGGGCCCGCCGCCGUCUUUGUCUUUGUGAUAGACCGGAAUAUAAUUAGAGAGGGAGAAUCGUAUAUAUGACAGAGUCGCAUAACUGACCGGAAGCUUAGCUCACAUCGGCAUCCUCUCGUCUCCCCCCCCCCCUGUCCGUCCGUGAAUACUGCCGGUGUCCACACACCAGACUCCGCGCGCUCGCUUCCGUGUCUAUCGGGGGUUCCCAAUGAGAAACAAAAUUGCAAAAUGUUACAAUGCAAAGACCUAAUCAUAAGUCAAAGUCGUCGCGCCCUUGGAGCGAACCCAAGUGGAACGACCAAUACCAGCAAUGGUAUUCGGAGCGAGUAGGUCGGCACGGUACCGUAGAGUAUGACUGGAUCGGGCCGACCCUCCCUGACGCCCAUGACCAGAGCAUUCCGCGGUCCGACCAAACCAUUGACAACUUGACCGAGGGGGUCGGACACUUGAGCGUGGGCCAAAACGUCUACGCCGAAUCCUUCGAAUACGGAGGCCAUCACCACCCUACUGUCGAGCAUACUAGCUACACGCUCGACACACACCAAACCCAGGAGCCCAGCUACUUGGACAAUCCGCAAGCGCAGCAGCACAGCGACAAAGGAAAGGGGAAGUCGGUCGCCGUUGGGUCGGUCGAGGAAUACGGCCGCCCUUCCCUCGACAGCAACCUACCACAAGCCACCGACGGGUUGGGAUUGGCUAGCAACGGAUACAUCCCAGAAACGCACUCGCAAUAUAUCGAGCCUAACUACCAGGGUAUCGGAAAUACUACUACCACCACGACCAGCCCCUUUUCAAAUAUCGCAGAUCCACAUGCAAAUGUGUACGGGUCUGAGGGAGCCCAGCACUCCUACAACGAAACCGAGUAUGAGGAAGCCAUCCGCAGGAGCCAUAACGAGUAUUACGGAACCAAGAAGACGGGCGAAGCAUCGUAUUCGACAGCUUUAGAAGACGCCGCCGCGCCGCCAUCCUGGGCCCCCUCCGUAGAUCCAAACGCUUACGAGCUCGGUUCGGCACAGCCAGAUGCCGUGGGCUCGCCGCCGACGCCCCGCAGCGGCUCUCCGAUAGCCCCGUUAUAUCCCAAUUAUAUCCAAGGAACUCCAGGGGAAGAGGAAACGGUAGAUAGUCGGUACCGAGUAGAACGUUCUACGCGGUUCCAGCCAGGGGAAGUAUUCAAAAUCCUGUGGUCUGAACCUCGCGGUCAAGUCGGUGGCGAUGACCCGAUUUCCGACGUAACUAAAAUGAAUAUCGCGGGCGGUGGCAGAUUCUAUAUCGGCUUCCGUAGGUUUAUUAUCGUCACGACAGACGAAAGCCAUCACAGCACUUGCGUCCCAAUCUUGACGUACGACCGGAGGGGAUGUCUAAAGAAAGGCGUGAGACCCAGCAAACAUGGUAUCAUUUACAUGGCAGGGCAGAAGCCGAGGCUGCUCAAGAACGAGCCCCAGCUAGGAUUCGAACCAGUGGCUCUUCAGGUCUACGCAGAGGGCGAGAAACUUGCUAGGGAGUCGCGAGUUAAUUACUCCAAAUUGGUUACUAUCGAGCACAACGUCAAAGUCUUCUUCAUCGGUUCGAUUACCGGGGACGAGUUUGAAAAGGUUCGCUGUGCGGUCAACGAAUGCUGGGACAAGAAGAUGCACCGAUCAUCAAGGAAGUCUAGGAGAUGAAACGUCCCGGCCCUCCCUCUCGACAUACAACACUAACGACACGUUCUUCUGCGGCCAGAUGCCGCCACCCAUGGUGUCCAAAGGCGCCGAGGCUAUACAUACGU
Messenger RNA from Durotheca rogersii, 1773 nucleotides. RefSeq lists its product as uncharacterized. The coding region runs from base 245 to 1669 and encodes 474 amino acids. NCBI's taxonomy places the organism in Eukaryota, Fungi, Ascomycota, Sordariomycetes, Xylariales, Xylariaceae. The transcript is spliced from 7 exons. The record is from RefSeq and is a predicted model, not a curated record.